Messenger RNA from Candoia aspera, 3793 nucleotides. RefSeq names its product matrix metallopeptidase 14 (gene MMP14). NCBI's taxonomy places the organism in Eukaryota, Metazoa, Chordata, Lepidosauria, Squamata, Candoiidae. The coding region runs from base 16 to 1746 and encodes 576 amino acids. Gene Ontology annotation, biological process: zymogen activation; collagen catabolic process; extracellular matrix organization. Gene Ontology annotation, cellular component: extracellular matrix. The transcript is spliced from 10 exons. Gene Ontology annotation, molecular function: zinc ion binding; metalloendopeptidase activity. The record is from RefSeq and is a predicted model, not a curated record.
CCGACCGAAAGCGCGAUGUGGCCACGGCGGCCCGCGCUCCUCCGGCUGCUGCUGGUGCUGCUCGCCUGGGCGCCGUGCGCGCUGCCCGCCGCGGCCGCCCCGCCGUUCAGCCCCGAGGCCUGGCUGCAACAGUAUGGGUAUUUGCCCCCGGGCGACCUUCGCACACACACCCAGCGGUCUCCCCAGUCCGUCUCCGCCGCAAUAGCUGCCAUGCAGCGUUUCUACGGACUUCGGGUGACGGGCACGGCUGAUGCCGAGACUUUGAGGGCUAUGAAGAGGCCUCGCUGCGGUGUCCCGGAUAAAUUUGGGUCGGAAAUCAAAGCCAAUGUGAGGCGCAGGCGCUAUGCAAUCCAGGGACUGAAGUGGCAGCAAUUUGAUCUUAGCUUCUGCAUCCAGAACUACACACCCAAGGUCGGCGAACAGGCCACCUUUGCCGCCAUCCGACGCGCCUUCCGGGUCUGGCAGUCGGUGACGCCGCUGCGCUUCCGCGAGGUGCCUUACGCGGCCGUGCGCGAGGGCCGCGAACCGCAGGCAGACAUCAUGAUCUUCUUUGCGGACGGCUUCCACGGGGACAGCACCCCCUUCGAUGGCGAAGGCGGCUUCCUGGCCCAUGCCUACUUCCCUGGGCCCCACAUUGGAGGUGACACUCACUUUGAUGCAGCUGAGCCCUGGACGUCUCGCAAUGAUGACCUCAGUGGAAAUGACAUUUUCCUUGUUGCUGUCCAUGAGUUGGGUCAUGCCCUGGGACUGGAGCAUUCAAAUGACCCCUCUGCCAUCAUGGCCCCUUUCUACCAGUGGAUGGACACGGAGAACUUCGAGCUGCCGGAAGAUGACCGGCAGGGCAUACAGCAGCUCUAUGGAUCUGAAGUUGGCCACCCCACCAAACCUCCACGGAUCCCACGCACCACUCCGAAGCCCCGAAACCCUCACAGGCCCCCCAAGAACCCAACCUAUGGCCCCAACAUCUGUGAUGGACGGUUUGACACCAUUGCUGUACUCCGGGGCGAGAUGUUUGUCUUUAAGGAUAAAUGGUUUUGGCGAGUGCGGAAUAACCGUGUGAUGGACGGAUACCCUCUCCCCAUCGGCCAGUUCUGGGUGGGUCUUCCCUCAACGAUCAACACAGCGUACGAGAGGAAAGAUGGAAAAUUUGUCUUUUUCAAAGGAGACAAGCACUGGGUUUUCAAUGAAGCCAACUUGGAACCUGGAUACCCCAAACACAUCAAGGAGCUAGGAAGGAGGCUUCCCACAGAUCGGAUUGACGCUGCACUUUUCUGGAUGCCAAGUGGAAAAACAUACUUCUUCCGGGGAAAUAAAUAUUAUCGCUUCAACGAGGAGAGCAGAUCGGUCGACGCGGACUACCCCAAGAACAUCGAUGUCUGGGAAGGAAUCCCUGAAUCACCCCGCAGUGCAUUUAUGGGCAGUGAUGAGGCAUUCACCUACUUUUAUAAGGGAGACCGCUACUGGAAGUUUAAUAAUGAGAAACUGAAGGUGGAACCGGGAUACCCCAAGUCGGUGCUCCGAGACUGGAUGGGAUGUCGCUCUGAUGACCGGCGUGAGGGAGAAGAAGUGAUCAUUAUCGAGGUGGACAAUCCCGAGGAAGGGGGGCUGAACGCAGCCGCGGUGGUGGUACCCGUCCUGCUGCUCCUCACGAUCUGUGCCCUGGGGGUCGCCAUCCUCAUCUUCAAGCGUUACGGCACGCCCAAACGGUUGCUCUAUUGUCAGCGUUCUCUGCUGGACAAGGUGUGACCUGCGUUUCGCCUGGCUUGGGAGUAGAGGUCUCACCUGCCUCCUCCCCCCCGUCUGCCACAAUUUGGCUCCGGACCCCUAGUUGCCAUCUUUUGGGUCAUCCUGUUCUGGCACCCUCCCCCCUGCUUCUGCCUCCUUCUUCCGUACGACCUCUGGUUCAUCCUGCCUGCCUGCUGGCCACCAGCCACGUUCUCUCUCCAAGGGGUUUCCUUAACCAGGGCUGGUCCUCUGCCUUUGUUUGCCUUCUCCUGCCUUCCCUCCUGUCUCUCCCUUCUGCAUCGGUCCCCUUUCCACUGUGUUUCCAUUGUCCGCCCUCACCCUACUGGGCAGUGGGUGUGCUGAGCACACUCCCUAGUGUAAUUCAAUGAGGCAUAAAGUAGAGGAUCACGCUCUACGGGGCUUAUGGCGAUGCCAACCUCAUAGCCACCCUCUUGCAAGGGGGCAUCCUUUGACCUUGCAGAGAAAGGAGACGCUUAUUUCGACCUACCAGCUUGCAAAGCCGGUGGGCGGAAGCCAACCCUGCGAAUACUUUAGGCUCUCGUGAUCAUCCCAGGGACCUUCGAUCUAAAAUAUUGGUCGCCAGAUCUCUCUCACCACCCUUCCGGUCUUUCCUUCCGAGGGCAAAGAGAAUUUACUGGUGGGGAAGCCAUGGUCUCCCCUGCAUUGCCCAACCAAGCAGCAGUGGGUAGGGGAGCUGCAGGUUUUGGCCUGAUAGUGGGUGAAGCAUUAUAGACCGCAAAGGGAAACGGCCCUUUCCAGGGGGAGACCAUGGAGCCGGAAGGAAUUACAGCAUUCCAAAGGGGACACUCUCAUUCCAUUGGGCAAGGCUUGAAAAGCGGGGAGGAGCCAUGGCUGACCAGUCCAAGUGCUUAUGGAGACUACCCAAUCAGGAAUAGCAGGGAAAGAAGUGGGUGGGAUGCAAGGGGCGGAGGGUCUGGCCCAUUCGCCAACCUUUUUCUUGGGGGUGGGGAGGAAUCUUGAAGGGCCUAACCUAGUUCAGGUGGGGAGGGGGCAAGCAGAGCUUUCCCCAUGAUGUAAUGGAGUGGACCAUUGGUACUUUGACCGUAAUGGAAAACAGGGCAUGUUUGAGAGAGGGGGGAGAAUGGUUGUGUGGGCUAGAGAAGAUGUUUGCCUAGAACAGUUGUCCCCAUCCUGGUGCCUUCCAGAUGUUGAGAUCACAGGUGGCAUGGGGGGUCCAAAAAAAGUGAAGAUGGGGGCCACCUUGAUGGACAUGUUGACUUUUUUUUUUACCUCUCCCAUGGACACCCCAGGUUAGAUCUAAAUUCUCAAUACUCGGUCAUUUGGGCCAAGAAUUUUGGGAGGGGAGUCCCCCAUAUCCCUGCAGGGCACCUGGCUGGAGAUGGAGGAGGUCAGCCAAGUUCAAAUGUUGGCAGUGCCGCUUCUGGAAGUGUUUACUUCUUCAUCUGACGAUACUUGCGUGACGUUUACAGUCGUCACUUAAAAUCCAUUCCAGAUUCUGCAAAAAUGAAAGAGAGCAAUAUUUUGCAAAGGGGGGGAAGAGGAGAACUGCCUCAAACUGCCUUUAUCAUCCUGUGUCUUGAUUUUUGUUUUUUGAGUAUGUAAUUUUAAUUAUUAUACAGAAAUGCCUUUUUUUUAAAAAAAGCAAGGAGUUAAAAAUAGCGCAUUAAUGGGGUGUGGGAAAUAGAAUAGGCAUAGGAGGAGAAUUUCAAAAAUCCUGCAGGCCGGGAACUGGGUGCCUUACAAUCUCUCCUUUCCUGCCCAGUGCAUUUUUAACUGGGGCAGGGUGGGCGGGCUGGCUAUAUAAGUAUUUUCAAAUGGUCUCCAAACGGAAUUAAACUGUGUUUAACGAUAGAAUUGUUUGUGGGUGGGGUUUAAUAUUGUUUAUUGUUCUACUUUAUUAUUGUUAUUAUUUUGUUAUUAAUAAUAAACACCCGUUCUUUGGAAGGGAAAUAUAUGUCAAAUUGCUGCAGCCUGUAAUGUAGGCUGUUUAAUUCUGUUAUUCCUUUUAAUGUUAGCAGUAAUAAUAAAAAAAACCCACCAUUUCUGGGUGGAAAUGGACUCAAAA